AUUGCUUACAAAGAUAAGAUAUUAAUCUUGACACCAAUUCACAAUGUCGCAGGCAUAUUAGUUCGCUUUUCCAAUCUUUUAAAAGGAAUUACGUAUCCUCACGAAUUGAUCUCAAUAGCUUUUGGAGAAGACUGCAGUACAGAUGCAACAUUAAGUGUAGCUAAGUCUAGUGCAAUUGAUCUGCAGAAAUCCUUUCCUAGUGUCAAAGUCUUUCAUUUUAAUUUAACAGGUCAAAUUAAAGGACCAUGGAAUCGAAUCCAUAAUCAAUAUUUACAAUUACCAAGAAGAAAACACCUAGCUCAGGUGCGCAAUAUGUUGUUGAAAUCUAGUUUGGAAAAAGAGCAUAAGUGGGUCUUAUGGAUAGAUAGUGAUAUAAGUUUUCUACCUCCUAAUAUUAUUGAACUACUUCUGUCAUCAAAACGUGAUAUAGUAGUUCCGUUAUGUGUUUAUCAAGAUGGUAGCAAGAAAAGAGUCUUUGAUAAGAAUACCUGGCGUGAAACCAAUUAUUCCUUAAUGAAGCAAAAGGACAUGAAAAAAGAUGAGUUAAUGCUGGAAGGUUAUGGCACUAUUUUACGCCUUUAUCUUUCUGAUCUACGAGCCGAGGGGCGUGUUGUACCAAUAGAUGGAGUUGGUGGUUGCACUUUAUUGAUCAAUGCAGAUUUACAUCGCAAAGGUCUUGAAUUUCCUGAGACCAUACUUGAUCAUCAUAUAGAGACUGAAGGUUUGGCAAAAUUAGCUAAGAGAAUGGGAUGGGGUGUAUAUGGUAUGCCAUAUGUAGAAGUGUUUCAU
Messenger RNA from Lottia gigantea (owl limpet), 789 nucleotides. RefSeq lists its product as hypothetical. NCBI's taxonomy places the organism in Eukaryota, Metazoa, Mollusca, Gastropoda, Lottiidae. The annotation marks the transcript as partial. Gene Ontology annotation, cellular component: mannan polymerase complex. Gene Ontology annotation, biological process: protein N-linked glycosylation; cell wall mannoprotein biosynthetic process. Gene Ontology annotation, molecular function: alpha-1,6-mannosyltransferase activity. The record is from RefSeq and is a predicted model, not a curated record. The transcript has a single exon.